GAAAAAAUGAAUUAGUUAGGGGGUUACGGGAGUUUGAAGAUAUGAUGUUGUGAGACCCCUCAUAUCUCCAUAAUUGGUGACCCCGACGUGAUUUGAAGAAUUGUGUUUGCACAAGUGUAUAACGUUUAUUCACCCGUGUACCACCUUACACACGUUUGUAUUCGUUAUGACGCUCGAUCGGCCGCCCACUCGUCAAUGCCAGCUAACGCAGGAACAACUGCAACAGCAACAAUUGACGCAUCAGCAAUUGGACCAGCAACAACAGCAGCAGCAACCAAGUCAAGCGAUGCCUGGCAGUGUCUCACCUGUUGCUCCCAAAUAUCCGCCUGUGGUGCCUAACAACGCCGACGCACUGCCAGGCUUCAUAAACUAUUCUCCACCGGGGUAUCCUUACUACAGUGCUCAGGUCGAUAAUGACGCACGCAUCCUAGCAGUCUCGCAGGCUGAUGCUGCCGGAAUUGUGGACCACUGACCCAGACAACUGGUUCAUCCACAUCGAGGCUCAGUUCGCCUUAAGAAAUAUCAGGAACGACAACACGAUGUACCAGGCAGUCGUUGCCAGAGAUGGCCGACCUCCUCAGGCACCACCAUCAAUAGAUAAGUACUCCUGGUUUAAAACAAAUCUUGUCAAACACUUCAGUGACUCGGUUGACCGACAGUUAUAUAAAUUAUUGAUAGAGCUUCCCCUUGGGAAUCGCAUGCCUAGUCAACUUCUCAGGGAAAUGAGGAUCCUUGCUGGCAACAGAGCAUCUGAAGAGCUUCUUCGUAACUGUUGGUUGGCUUCGUUCCCUGAGCUGGUGAGUAGGAUCCUUAAAGCUGCCCAAGAUAGCUUGAUCAACUCGCAGAAGCUGUUGAGGACGCCCUGGAGAAUAGCUCUGGCGGCUAUGUCAUGGCGGCAAACUAUCAGCCUAUUGUGUCUGAGGCUCAGCUUGGCCUCCCCAAUGCUCAGGUCAUGGCAGCUGGCAGUUACCAUUGCAGCGUUGCAGAACGUAGCACCACGGACCAGAGGUUGACUUCAAUUGA
Messenger RNA from Diachasmimorpha longicaudata, 1023 nucleotides. RefSeq lists its product as uncharacterized. The record is from RefSeq and is a predicted model, not a curated record. NCBI's taxonomy places the organism in Eukaryota, Metazoa, Arthropoda, Insecta, Hymenoptera, Braconidae. Bases 447 to 1013 code for a protein of 188 amino acids. The transcript has 2 exons.